This is a messenger RNA of Phytophthora nicotianae INRA-310, 739 nucleotides long. RefSeq lists its product as hypothetical. The record is from RefSeq and is a predicted model, not a curated record. Lineage: Eukaryota; Oomycota; Peronosporomycetes; Peronosporales; Peronosporaceae. Gene Ontology annotation, molecular function: ABC-type transporter activity. Gene Ontology annotation, cellular component: membrane. The coding region runs from base 78 to 707 and encodes 209 amino acids. The transcript has a single exon.
CACUGGACCAACAAGGCGUAUCGAAUUUCUCCGGUGCCUUCUUCUACAUCGUAACGGAGCAAGUAUACGGAGCUUCCAUGCCAGCCAUCAUGUCCGUGCCAAUGGAGCUCCCUAUCGUAUACCGUGAGUACGAUAUCGGUCUCUACUCCGUUGCAUCGUGGUAUGCGGCAAAGAACCUGUGUGAGCUGCCUCAGCAGGUUAUUCUCCCUAUUAUCAGCCUGUUGCCGCUGUAUUUCUUAGUGGGAAUUGGCCACGACUUCAGCAUGUACAUCCAGAUGCAACUCGUGCUGAUACUGCUGCACAGCUCGUGUGUGGCCUUCGGUUACUGCAUUUCGUGCGUCUGUCGACGUAUCGACAUCGCCCCACUCGCAGGGAACAUCGUGCUGAUGCCUCUUCUGUUACUUGGUGGUCUCUUCAUCGACCCGAGUGACGUGCCUGGUGUGCUGCGCUGGGUUCAGUACAUCACGCCUUUCCGGUAUGGUUACUACGGCCUCAUGCGCGUAUUCUGGCGACAAGUUGACGAGAUCUCGUGCGACGACGUUGCUGGAGCGUCCUGUGCUGCCACUACGGGGCUCGAGGUGCUCGCGAACAAGGGCAUUUCCAACAGAUCCGUUGCUUCAGACUUGCUGCUGCUCUUGGCAUUGAGUGUUGGAUUCCGAGUCAUCGGUUAUGUUGCGCUAGCAAUAAAUGUAGGGAAGCGAAAAUAAACUGGAACAUGCUAUUUUAUUUUUCUUACCAA